Messenger RNA from Drosophila ananassae, 2837 nucleotides. RefSeq lists its product as uncharacterized. The transcript has a single exon. Gene Ontology annotation, molecular function: oxidoreductase activity. The coding region runs from base 302 to 1498 and encodes 398 amino acids. NCBI's taxonomy places the organism in Eukaryota, Metazoa, Arthropoda, Insecta, Diptera, Drosophilidae. The record is from RefSeq and is a predicted model, not a curated record.
UGAACUGCAAGGGUAUAUCAACUUCGGCUCCGCCCGAAGUUAGCUUUCCUUUCUUGUUUAUGAAAAUAAAACGGGCUUCCUGGAACAUGCAAUAUUUAUAAACUUGCAAUUUGUAGAAGAAAUUUAAACUGAGAUCAGACUUAAUUAAAUGGAGAAAAAAGGGCUUCAAUCAAAGCUUGUUCCAGGAGCGCCUUAUCCUUUCACACUUUUUAAAUUUAUCCCCAGCAUCCCAUAAAUAUAUUUCAACACUUAGCAACCCCAGACGCAUCUUUCUUUUGGCUUAAAUCCUGCUGUUCUAACAAUGUUAUGGCAUAUCCGACCACUUCAAUGCCUCGCAAGGACAAGACGCAGCCAUCGCACUUACCACAGGGCCUCACCUGCGCAUCGGGCUUUCCAAAAGCCGGCCACUUUUCCGGUGCAGCGGGGUGAAACAUCUCUGGUCCUCGUGGAUGAGGCCCGCCGUUUCAUACAGGAUUGUUUGCUUCGGAUGAAUGUGCCUACCAGCAAAUUGCGUUCCAUUAGCGAGUUCUUGGUGGUCGCCGAUUAUCGCGGAAACUUUGGAAAUGGCCUGAAUCGCUUGGACGGUUAUCUGAGUGAUCUGCAAAUGGGCCAUGCCAGGGCGGACGCCGAGCCAAGCGUCAUCAACGAAACAGCCGCCACCGCCCACGUGGACGGCAACUCCGCUUUGGGCGUCAUUGUGGGGGAUUUCUGCAUGGAUCUGGCUGUUGAGAAAGCCCAGAAAGCUGGCAUAGGCUUCGUGGUUGCCAAGAAUUCCCAUCACUUUGGAAUGGCCAGUUGGUAUGCUUUCCGGGCGGCGGUUCGUGGCUACGCCGGCUUGGUGAUGUCAAAUGCUGUGCCCUCCAUGGUGUCACCGGAUACUCAGGAGGCUAGCAUUGGAGCAAAUUGCUUAGCCUUCUGUGUGAAGGGUGAAAAGUCGCACUUUGCACUGGACAUGGCUGCCAGCGUGCGGGAUUUGGGAGCUAUUGAAUGGGCCUGGUCAACGAACGAGUAUAUACCUCAUGGAUGGGCGGCGGAUGAGUCGGGAUUCUCCACCUGUUUUCCCAAUCUGGCAUUGCGAGCUCUGCGUCUAUUUCCAGCCGGCGGACACAAGGGGUUCACUCUAGCCUGCAUUAUUGAUUUGUUAUGCGGAGUUUUAUCCGACGCCCAAUAUUCCACACAAAUUCCCCAGAAUCAGAGCCAACCUUCAAAUCUCGGCCAGGUUUUCGUUGCCAUCAAUCCUGAGUUGUUUUUGUCCAAUUUCAGGGAGAGAUUAGAUGAUUUUUGUAGUCGUAUUAAAGACAGCCAGGCGGAAAACGAUGCCAACCCCGUCCAGCUGCCCGGCGAAAAUGAACGGGCGCACAUGAACUACGUGGAGGACCUGCGGGCCCUUCCCUAUCCGAACUCCCUACUGGCAAAGUACAAGCUCGUGGCGGAUAAGCUAUGCGUAAAGCCCAUUGACCUGGCUUUCGAUCGGUGUCAGUCCAGGAAGAGCUUCUAGCUCCUUCUAUUGGUAACAUUCUCAUCCUCUUAACAAAGUCGGGAAAAAGGAAUAAAAAACAAAGACACAGAAACACAAGGCUUCUUUCGAGAAUCCUUUAAAAAAGGUAUAAUUUGUUUUAGCAAUAGCUGUACUAAUGUUAAUACAUUAAAAAGCAUAUUAAAAAAAAACCGUUUAGAGGCAUAUUGACCUCAAGGGCUAUGAUGAUUUAAAAAUGGCUAAUGUUGCCCCGUUGUUAAAUAAGUUACAUCAAAUAUUUUCUAAAGAUCUGGCAGCCUUGACUCUUAUACACAUAAAGUUAUAAGACGUAUAAUAAACCAUAAUAUAAUACAAUUAAAAAACAAUGUUCUUUAAUAAAUUCCCAAAUGUAAUGUUUCUUUUUGCCCUAUCGGCGUGACUAACCCGUGUAACUUGAUAAUAUAAUAUAAUUUAAUACAAUAUAAUAUAAUAUAAUAUAAUAUAAUACAAUAUAAUAUAAUACAAUAUAAUAUAAUAUAAUAUAAUAUAAUUUAAUAUAAUAUAAUAUAUACUAUUUAUAAUAUACUAUUCAAAAAUUUCCCUGAACUUUUCCGCCAUCUAUUGGUAAUGAAUUUUUUCCCCAGUUUUCAAACAUAGGGCUUUGACGUGUAAAAAAAAUAAUAUAUUUUGCUUUGAAACGCAAAUAUUCUCUACUUAUGUCACAUAAGUUAUGUGUUUUGGAAAAUGUUAUAUGGAUUCUUGUGAGAAUUUUAUUAUAAAGUUUAUUUCCAAAAAGUUGUGACAAAGAUGUGACAUUUCGAUCAAUCAGUUAUAUAAACAAAUUAAUUGUAAAAAAUUGAAAUAAAAAAAUUGAAAAAAAAUUUAUUUUUCCAGCAGCUUAAUUUGAGAAAUUUUCAACACUUUCAACAGCUUAAUUUGAGAAAUUUUCAACACUUUCAACAGCUUAAUUUGAGAAAUUUUCAACACUAAAACGAAAAUCAAAAUAUAUAUAUAUAUAUAUAUAUAUGUACAGAUAAUAUAUGUAUGUAUAUGCAGAUAAUAAUAACCAGGGAAAUUCUGUAAAAUAGUUGUUGUAAGCUGGACAAGAUUAUGUCGAAGCUUGGACAAGAUUAAUGUCGAAGCUGGACAAUGUGAAAGCUGGACAAGAUUAAUGUCGAAGCUGGGCAGGAUUAUGUGAAAGCUGGAUCGGGUUUUCAGCGCUGGAAGAAAUCAAUUAUAUUAGCAUUUCGAAUAUUAUAAUUCAGCUUUAAACUUACAGAGGUAAAAUAAAACACGAAAGGAAGUAACUUCUCCGUGGGCAAUAUUUUUUCAAAAGUCUUCAUCUGUUGAUAAAAGAAAUAAAUUAAAAUGUAUACAUAUA